UUAAAUUAAAUAAAAAGCACACACACACAUUUCCUCGUUUCCUCUCUCCUCGCGUGGUUCCCUCACGUAAAAGACGCAAAGUGGGGGAAACGAAAGUGCAAAUCGAGACAGACGAGAAAGGCGCACUUCGGACACGGCUGCCUGUGUGAAGUGAUGCUGAACAACAAACUGACAUCAUCAAAACGCGACUCUCGCACCCAGAAGAGCCCAACACAUCCUAGAGGACAUUAAAACAACCAAAACAAGACGGACCGAGUGAGGGAAACACUCACGAGUCACAUAUCGGUGCGGGGAUCUGCAGCAGCAGCAGCAGUCGUGUGCCGCGCGCAUCUGUCCGCCCGUUCAGGAGCAGAGACGGACGGGCCUGGCGAUGAUGAUGAUGGUGGACUGCGUUGGCUUCCAGGCGCAGAUCGCCUCGAUCAUCGAGAUCCUGGCGAAUUCGGCCGUGGCGGAGAUCUGCAAACUGGUGGACGACGGCUACGCCGCGCUGCGCUCCCAGAUGGACCGGGAGCGCGACAAGAGCGAGAGGGAGAACGACGCGCUGCGGAGGAAGCUGCGGGAGAUCGACGUGAAGAUGCGCAGCCACGAGAGGAAGAUGAGGAGACGGAGUCCGCGGGAACAAACGCACGCCGUUCAUUGUAGGCCCUCUGAAGGCACGGUGGUAAUAGAAGAAGGAGCUGACCACCACCCGCCUGUGGUGCCGCCUCUUCUUGACACUUCUGUAGACAAAGCCUUCCAUCACAUUUCAAAGCAGGAGGACCCCAUGCUGUUGCCUCUGGUAAAGCAGGAGAAAGAGGAGGGUGAUGACUGCAACCUGGACCUCAAGGUGGAGGUCAACAUCAGGGCCGAGUGUGACCGGUCUACUGCCUGUUCCUGUUCCCCUGUGGAUGUCUGUCCAUCUUCAGGCAUGGAGCCCGGGGAGGAGUCCCCCACGAGUGACAUUGUUCCUGACACCAGUCUUACCAACAUCUCCUGCACCACCCAGCCCUCUUCCUCGCCUCCUGAUUCCACGAUGGACCUGACCUGCAGGCCUCAAGCCAAAAGUAAAGCCACCACACCUCCGGGCGACAGUUGGACAGCCAGUGGUGGGGGGGUCAUGGCCCAUGGGGGCGUUUGCAGGGACCUUGCAGACGUUGCUCUGAAGCCAGAGAUCCAGACAGAUGAUGCCACGCAAGAUGGACUCCAUCCCUCCCAGCUGUCGCCCCCUGACGACCCGAGUCCUGACCGCCUCAACAGUCUGGGCCUGGACCUAGCUUGGAUGCAGGAGAGGGUCAGCCAUCUUGGUGCAGCGUAUGCAGUAGCGCAGCUGGGUUUGGGGAACACAGAGAAUGGCCACCCCUCUGCCUCCUUCCCCUCUCAGGGCGGAGACAGUCCUGAUGGCCCUCCAGCCAUGCUCUUCCCAGGCGGCACCCAUGAGAUGGCUGCUUUUGCUGCGUCUCUCGACUUGGCCUCCGCCUCCGCCGCCACCGUCGAGGCCGCGCCACCUCUGCUGCCUCCUCCACCUACUUCCCCCACAGCUCCUUCUGCCACGACAGCCAGCCAAAGGCGGCUCUACAAGAGCGACUCUGCUGUCUUCCCCAGCGCCGCUGCCCUGGAGCUGCAGCAACGGGUGCACGCAGGGGAGAGGCCCUACACCUGCCCCCACUGUGGUAAGGGCUUUGCCCAGCCCAACAACCUGCGGGUCCACCUCCUCAUCCACACGGGGGAGAGGCGCUACCAGUGUACGCUGUGCGGGAAGAGCUUCAUCUCGUCCAGCCACCUGAAGAGGCACCGCACAGUCCACACGCAGGAGAAGCCCUACAGCUGCGCGCGGUGCGGACAGUCCUUUAGUCAAAUGUGUAGCGUUCGCAGACACCGGCAGCAGUCCCAGUGCGGCCUGUAGACGGCAUCUGGAACUGAUCCUGCCACAGUUUGGGCUCUGAAGGGUACGAGGGAAUAGCAGUCUUAUGUGAGCCAGAACAAAGUGUCCUGUGGUAUCAUGGCAAGUUUAGUUCAUGUUUGUCCUUGAUCUUAGCAGUAAUGUGUGAAUUCAGUUUUUUUAGAGGCAAGCAAAAGGAUUUUCACUGAAGCCUUCUCAGUCGUUACUCCUGAGAGAGGAUCAGAGUAGGGCUGCAACAACGAAUCGAUAAAAUCGAUAAAAAUCGAUUAUUAAAAUAGUUGGCAACGAAUUACUUAUCGAUUCGUUGUGUCGCGCGAUUAUUACGGCGCUCAAUAAGUCACGGAGUAUAAACAAAGUUGAGUUGAGCGCAGAGCGGCGCAGGAGAAACCAGAGCGGAGUGAGAGACGGAACGAUGCGUUGUGAGAGCCAAUCAGCGCUGAGCUGCUCCUGUGUUGAUGAAUCUAAUUGGCUGCUGCUGCUCACGUGGCGCUGGAUGCGGAAGUCAUUCACGUAGUCGGAGACAUUCAUGGAGCUAAGUGCGCCUGAGGGUGACGUUAUGACCCCAGACACCAGGGCGCUACAUGUCACGACGUGUGUGGCAUUUCCACAAGAGUAUAAUGUAGAAAACGUGGUUAUUUAUUCCGUGGCGGAUAGCGGAAAAUAUUUUUCCACGGAGAAAGGCAACGGAGAUAAAACACGACGCCACUCGCUCUGUGCGCUGCGCGUGCAGACAACAUUUAACAGAGCGGAGCAGCGCGUGCGCUCUGAUCGCUCUUUGAAUUAAGUGUCGAUACAAAAAAUAUGCCAAAUCACAUCGUUUUUAACGUACGGGUACUUUGUUAGUAUCGCUACACCGUGCAGCGAGACAGCAGCAGAUGUAGCGGACUAACAUUCAAGCUAACCUAACUUCCCAAACGCUGUGGACGUCUGAACGCUGAUUGGCCGAGACUCGACACGUCCCAUCAAAGAUGUUUUAUUGUGAAGAGCACCACUUCACAUUUUUUCCGCGUCUCACUGCAAUCUCAACGGCAGCGGGCCAGGUGAACAAAAUAAUAAAUCGUAACGCGUCUCUGAUAUUGUUCAGGGGGCCGGUCCACAUGGGGACCACUGCUCAGGAGAGGAAAGCUGUCAGUCUGUUUGUGACGGUUCAUCCACAUGCUGACCAGUGGGUCUCCAGGACCUUUCCAUGACUUUAAACCACAUUUCCAUGAUUAAACAUUUUGUGAAAACUCUGUCUAUACGUGACAAAGUGAGAAGAUGUAGUAUUUAAAAUAACAAUGAUAAUUCCAAAGCAUACCGUAUAUAUACCGUGUAAAUUAACAUUUGAAUAAAACAAAUUUGCAUUACUUUUCCAAAUAUUUUGGGAUUUUAUUUUUUUUAAAUUACUUUUCUAGGCCUGCUAAUAGCCAUUUAAAAAUUCCAUGACUUUUCCAGGUUUUCCAUGACCGUACGGACUAUGUUUUGAAUAAAGGGUUGAAAAUUAAAGUUUUUUUGUUUUUUUAUCCGAUUAAUCGAUAAAAUAAUCAACCGAUUAAUCGAUUAUCAAAAUAAUCGUUAGUUGCAGCCCUAGAUCAGAGUGGACUGAAAAAGAGUGCCUGAGACGGUGUUUUUAACACUUAAUCCAUCAGUUUGUCAUUUAUGGUUUUAUUCGUGUUUACAUGGCUAACGCACUUGGGGUCCCAUUUCCCAAUCUGUGUGCCUCCCCGAUUCCUUUCCUUGCUUCCUUGCCCCCACGCCUUAGUCCCGCCCAAGGGAGUUGCGAGUGGACGAGACGAGAGGGGAAAGAGGAGGCGAUAGAUAUUUAACAAAUGAGACGACCUCGCCUCGGACCGUCAUUCUAAAGCGACGACAAUGAAAUAUGCUGCAUCAGCUGUUUAGUGACACCACUGUACUUUCUGAUCGCUGUCAAAUGAGCACGACAGUGUUCAUGACAACUUCUAUAUUUACCAGAAAUUCAGUUCACAAUGUUGCAAAAUGUGACAAGAAUAUUUGGAUGUCAUGCAUUUUUUUAAAUUAACCCACACAUUAUAGACUUUAUAUAAAUGUUAUUGUGUGAAGCGAUACAAAUGUUCGUAAGAAAAGCACUAUACAAAUAAAGAGUGACAUUUAUAUCUGACUUAUUGAUAUAUUAUUAUUAUAUAUACACAAACACAGUCCGGUCUUUCUAUAUGACUUGAAAUAUGGCAAAUUAGUGCUGAAUGUAAGAGAAUGUUGACAUCAUAAUCUGUACUUGUAAACAUUGUGUCAGGAAUGUAGCAGUUGAGUUGGAUGGAUCCUACUGUCAUAAACACGCACUGUGAGCAUCUUGAAUAAAUAGAGUUGUACAUG
Messenger RNA from Pseudoliparis swirei, 4207 nucleotides. Its product is annotated as zinc finger protein 335-like. The transcript is spliced from 4 exons. NCBI's taxonomy places the organism in Eukaryota, Metazoa, Chordata, Actinopteri, Perciformes, Liparidae. Gene Ontology annotation, cellular component: nucleus. Gene Ontology annotation, molecular function: RNA polymerase II cis-regulatory region sequence-specific DNA binding; DNA-binding transcription factor activity, RNA polymerase II-specific. Bases 371 to 1882 code for a protein of 503 amino acids. The record is from RefSeq and is a predicted model, not a curated record. Gene Ontology annotation, biological process: regulation of transcription by RNA polymerase II.